Molecule: messenger RNA, 1350 nt
Organism: Neurospora tetraspora
Lineage: Eukaryota; Fungi; Ascomycota; Sordariomycetes; Sordariales; Sordariaceae
Product: S-adenosyl-L-methionine-dependent methyltransferase
Exons: 3
Coding region: 107-1132 (341 amino acids)
Molecular function (GO): methyltransferase activity
Source: RefSeq, a predicted model, not a curated record
CGGCUUUCCGGCUAGGACUUGAACAAUUGCCUACGCGCAUUCUGGCCAGAACCAACUGAAGAAGUCCUCAAAAAAGAGCAUCUACAACACCAAGAACAAGUUCAGGAUGGCAGCAGCAGCAGCAGCAGCAGAACCCAUCCAGGUCGACCACGAUGUGGUUGGCGAUCUCAACGUGGACGACAAUGAGUCCAUCAGAGAUGCCGAGACUCUCUACGGUUCCACACAAUCUGUCACCGCCAGCAUCUACGACUACCGCGACGUCCAUGGCCGUCUAUAUCAAGCAUCCAAGACAACAGAGUACAUCUUCCCCGUAGACGAACAGCACCUCCAAGGCUACGACCUAGCCCACGAAUACAUGCUCAUCCUCUUCUCCAACAAACUCUACCUCGCACCCAUCUCCAACCCCCAAACCAUCCUCGACAUCGGCACUGGCACCGGCAACUGGGCCAUCGACAUAGCCACCGAGUCCCCCUCCGCCUCCGUAAUCGGCACCGACAUCUCCGCCGUACAACCCACCUUCGCGCCGCCCAACGUGUCCUUCCAGAUCGAUGACGCCCAGCUCGACUGGACGUUUCAACCCAACCACUUCGACUUCAUCCACUGCCGCUUUCUCUACGGCGGCAUCAAUGACUGGGCCAAGCUCUACCGGCAGGCCUACACGCACUUGAAACCAGGCGGCUGGUUCCAACACGUCGAAUUCGACAUCGAGACCUUAUCUGAGAACCCAAAGGUCCAGAAUGAUCAGGACCACGUCUUCAAAACGUGGUGUCGACUCUUCUGGGCUGUUGGGGACAAGACGGGUCGUACCAUGCGGAUUGGGAGGGAUGGAACGAUGAAAAAGUUGAUGAAAGAGCAGGGGUUCACAGAGGUGGUGCACAAGAGCUACAGAGUACCGAUUGGAGCGUGGGCAAAGGAUAGGAAACUGAAGCAGGUUGGUUUGUUGAAUUGGCACUAUAUCGAUCAGAGUCUGGACGGGUUUGCGGUGUAUCCCAUGGGUCAGGUGCUGGGAUGGAGCAGGGAGGAGGUGAGCGAGUUGGUGAAUAGGAUGAGGAGAGCGAUUAGGGAUGUGAGGAGUUUGAGUUAUUAUACGGUGAAGGUGGUUUAUGGGAGGAAGCCGGAGGAGGGGCGGUGACUCGAGGAUGGAGAUGGCGUGGAUGAGACUACCUUACCUAAAGGUACUGACGGGACUGAGGGAUUGGUCAACAGGAUGGAUGUUUUUUCCUUGAUCAACCUCUGAGAGAAACUCUAUCUGUGUUCAAGGCAGGAGGGAUCAAGUGGGAGAAGGAGAGAACCGACCACCCGACGAUAUUCACAUAUCCGUGCCAAGGAUUUCGAAUUGAAGAAGGAGCG